This is a messenger RNA of Postia placenta MAD-698-R-SB12, 1831 nucleotides long. RefSeq lists its product as hypothetical. The transcript has 10 exons. NCBI's taxonomy places the organism in Eukaryota, Fungi, Basidiomycota, Agaricomycetes, Polyporales, Adustoporiaceae. The record is from RefSeq and is a predicted model, not a curated record. Gene Ontology annotation, molecular function: heme binding; monooxygenase activity; oxidoreductase activity, acting on paired donors, with incorporation or reduction of molecular oxygen. The coding region runs from base 89 to 1672 and encodes 527 amino acids.
CCCCGCACUAGCCUCAUUGACCUUAUUUCUUAACCUUACCCUUCAUCUUGAUCACCCGUCCACUAAGCUCAACCUCUAGCGUAUCGCGAUGUCCGCGUUUGUUAGUCCGCUCGUCCUGUGGUCGCUCGGCGCUGCCGCUGCCGCCUACGCGCUGUGGAAGGUGCUCUACUUCUUUGUGAUUGAGCGUUUCACGUCGCCUCUGCGCGACCUGCCCAGCCCGCCGAACCCCAGUUGGCUGUACGGCAACCUGCAGGAGAUCUCCGAGGCCGAGAACAGCGUCAAGCAGGAGGCAUGGGUGCAAGAGUACGGAACGACCCUCAAAUACAAGGGAUGGUUCAGUCGCGACAGGGUGUACACAAUCGACAUGCGCGCAAUGAACCACAUCCUCACUCAUUCGUACGACUUUCCGAAGCCUCCCUUGGCCCGUUGGUCUCUGUCCCAAAUUCUAGGAGCGGGUAACCCUGCGUUCGGUCCCGCCCAAAUCCGCGGGUUGACCGAGGUGUUUGUAGAGAAGGCUUAUGAGCUGCGCACUAUGUGGAACGCCGAGCUCGAGAAGCACGGCGCACCCGCGCGCAUCGACGUGCACGCAGGGCUGAGCCGCGCGACGCUCGACGUCAUCGGCCUCGCAGGCUUCAACUACGAGCUCGGGUCGCUGAGCGUCGACGGGAGCACGAACGAGCUCAACAGCGCGUUCGCGGUGAUGUUCCAGGCACUCUCCGGCUCGCAGAUCAGCUUCAUCCGCAUGCUCAAGGCGUACGUCCCGCUCCUGCGCGUCAUUCCCGACAGAGUGUCGCGCCGCACGGCGGCGGCGCAGAAGGUGACGCGCCGCAUCGGCCUGCAGCUCAUCGCGGAGAAGAAGGCGGAGAUCGCCAAGGCGGCGCAGCACGGCGAGAAGGACGCGCUGCGCAGCCGCGACCUGCUCACGCUGCUGAUGCGCGCGAACAUGAGCACGGACAUCCCGGAGAACCAGCGGCUGUCGGACGAGGACGUGUUGGCGCGUGAGUUCUUGGUCGCCGGACACGAGACGACGAGCAACGCGACGGCGUGGUGCCUGUAUGCGCUGGCGGGCGCGCCGGACGUGCAGGCCCGUCUGCGCGAGGAGCUGUUGGCGUGGCCCACAGACAACCCGACGAUGGACGAGCUGAAUGAGCUGCCGUACCUGGAUAUGGUCGUGCGCGAGACGAUGCGCCUGCACGCGCCCGUCGCGGCGACCAUCCGCGUGGCGGCGAAGGACGAGGUCGUGCCGCUCGGCAAGCCGUACACGGACAGACACGGGCAGGUGCACGACAGCGUGACGAUCCCGAAGGGCAGCCCGGUGCUGAUCCCGAUCCUGGCGAUGAACCGCUCGAAGGAGCUGUGGGGCGAAGACUCGUUCGAGUUCAAGCCGGAGCGGUGGGAGGCGAUCCCGGAGCCUGUGGAACACAUGCCGGGCGUAUGGAGCCACAUGAUGAGCUUCCUGGGCGGGCCGCGCGCGUGCAUCGGCUACCGCUUCUCUCUCGUCGAGAUGAAGGCGCUGGUCUUUGUGCUCGUGCGCGCGUUCGAGUUCGAGUACGCGGUGCCGACGAGCGAGAUCACGAAGAAGCAGGCGAUUGUGCAGCGGCCGUUCGUGAAGAGCGAGAUGGAGAAGGGCAGUCAGCUGCCGCUGAUCGUGAAGCCGUACGUGCGUGCAUAAGCGAACUUUCACAAUAAAUUAUAGGCCAAGCCGCCAUGGGUGCGUGUUUUUUCAUAACAUGGUGACCUUGUUUUUCUGGAACAAGAUCACUGUAUGUGCUCUGUAACACACGGAUUCUACUCUGUACGCAUAAUGAAAUAUGGUAUCGUCGCGAUCCAA